CAUAGCAGGAAGCACAUGCCACAGGUCAGAGUGUGUGUAUGGGUCCUAGAGAAACUGAAAAAGUCUAAAGAAGAAAAUAGCUCUGGGUGCAUCUGUCCAAAAACCUCCCUUCACAGUCUUAGGCGUGAGGGGUUUCACUCAAGAGGUGUCACAUGGUCCAGGAGGACUAUAAAAGCACACGGCGUCCAUGUACGACAGCUCACUCCCUUCAGUCUUCUUAUCUCCAGCUGGAGUAAGUGGUGUGCUGAGGCUGUUCCUCAACCUUCCAUUCUCACAAGAACAGGGCACAUCAUAGCUACAAUGUCUGACACUGAGGAUAUUGUGGAAGAGUAUGAAGAGGAGGAGGAAGAGGAGGAAGUAGAGGAAGAAUAUGAAGAAGAGGAGAAUGUAGAGGAGGCCCCUCAAAUAGAAUAUGAAGAAAAUGAGGCAGAUGAAGACAAUGAGGUACAGGAAGAAGAGGAAGAAGAAGAAGAAGACUCCAAGCCGAAGCCAAAGUUGUUUGUCACUGCCAUUGUCCCUCCCAAACUCCCCGAUGGAGAGAAGGUGGACUUUGAUGAUCUCCAUCGUAAACGUGUCGAGAAAGACUACAAUGAGCUUCAGAGCCUCAUCGAGGCACACUUUACCAACAGGCAGAAAGAGGAAGAUGAGCUGGUAGCCCUAAAAACACGGAUUGAGCGAAGACGUGCAGAUCGCGCAGAGCAGCAGCGCAUUCGAACCGAACAGGAGCGUGAAAGACAGACCCGUUUGGCUGAAGAAAGGGCACGGCGUGAGGAAGAGGCAGCUAAACUCCGAGCUGAGGAGGAGGCCAAAAAGAAGAAACUACUCACAAAUAAGGGCUAUGGAGGCUACCUGCAGAAGGUGGAGCCGAAAAAGGGCAAGAAGCUGACAGAACGUGAGAAGAAAACCAAGGCCCUCAUGGAGCGCCGCAAGCCACUCAACAUCGACCACCUUAACCAGGAGAAACUGGCUGAGAAAGCCAGAGAUCUCUGGCAGUGGUUGCAGCAGCUCCAUGCUGAGAAGUUUGACCUGAGUGAGAAGCUGAAGAGGCAAAAGUAUGACGUGAAUGUUCUGCGCAACCGUGUCAGUGACCAUCAGAGGUACAGCAAGACAACCAAGACCGCCAGGAAAUCCUGGAAGUAGAUAUUGUGGAUUAGGGAAUAUAUGAUUAUGGUAUAGACUCUUCACAGUUUUAUUUUAUUGAAUAAGUAUCAGAUUUUUAUCAUUGAUUUACAGUGAAUUGUACUGGUAAAAAAGAUCAGCCAAGACCAUGUUAGUUGCCCCUACAUAUGCAAGACUGACAGUGUUUAAAGAUUCCAGUUCAUCCUGGUUUUCUCUGUAUCACGUACAACUGAGAGCAAAGGUUUGCGUUCCCUAUUGUGUGUGAAGGGAACUGAAGAAAAAUUGUGUGUUUCCGAAAUGUAUUUCCAAAAAAAAAAAAAAACAAUGUUAUUUCAAGAUGUUAAACUUGAAAAUGUGGGCAUAUACAAGGACGGCAUAAUGAUGCAAAAUUAUAUAUAUGUAUUUAAAAAAACACUGUAGUAUAAAAAGUCAUGGUUUGACAUCUGCCAUAGAUAGAACUUAUAUCCAGAAGAAUGGGACAAGAAGUGAAGAACUGCGUGUUACAUAUCAGGUAUCUCUUCAAGGAUAUAUAAAUGAGUGGACAUUUGAACAUUGUUCAAAGGAUUUAGACCAGAAUAAAGGCAAAGUGUGGGCAGACACGUUAUUUGAAAAUAAUACACAAUUUGUUAAACAAAUCCCAUUUCCUUCUAGCUGACAUUUUUCAUAUUUGUAAUAAAGAGGGAACAUUGUAAAACUCAUCAUACCAAAUGUCUUGUUGUUAUACCUUGCUCUUCUUUCCCGUCCUACAAGUAAACAAACUUUUACAUUCAACUGUAUGGAAUAGACUUGCCAGUUUUGUUUCCUGCUGAAAUUCUUUUGUCACAUUAAAGUAGAGGACCGUU
Molecule: messenger RNA, 1961 nt
Organism: Silurus meridionalis
Lineage: Eukaryota; Metazoa; Chordata; Actinopteri; Siluriformes; Siluridae
Gene: tnnt2c
Product: troponin T2c, cardiac
Exons: 1
Coding region: 16-1140 (374 amino acids)
Biological process (GO): regulation of muscle contraction; cardiac muscle contraction; sarcomere organization
Cellular component (GO): troponin complex
Molecular function (GO): troponin C binding; troponin I binding; tropomyosin binding
Source: RefSeq, a predicted model, not a curated record